Centropristis striata (black sea bass) is the source of this 3131-nucleotide messenger RNA. It is a transcript of the gene rgs20, whose product is annotated as regulator of G protein signaling 20. The record is from RefSeq and is a predicted model, not a curated record. NCBI's taxonomy places the organism in Eukaryota, Metazoa, Chordata, Actinopteri, Perciformes, Serranidae. Bases 1 to 849 code for a protein of 282 amino acids. The transcript has 5 exons.
AUGCUAUGUGCUAGAGAGGUGAGGCAGUGGGAGAUCAGGCCCAGGUCUGCUCUGCGGGGGAUCAGGCGCACCAGGGCCCUUAUGUGGCGGCGGAUACGAAGGCUGGUCCGGGCCUGCCGGCACGGUGUGGGAUACCCAGUCAACUAUAAUGACCCGGUCCCAGAGGAACAGGAGAUGGUGUGCCUUGAGCCCAUGGGAUCAGAGCGGAUGGAGAUGCGAAAGAGGCAGAUGUCGGUGCAGCAGGAGUCGGCAGCGGGGGGAACUGCACCGGCCCAGCAGGGCCAGCCGGGCCAGGCCAACCCACGGGGCUCAAAUGCAUGUUGCUUCUGCUGGUGCUGCUGCUGUAGCUGUUCCUGGAAUGAAGACCGGGAUGAAAGGAACCGAAAGCCUUCUUAUGACGUCAAGGAAGGGACCGCGGAAGACUGCCCCAAGCCCACGCUGGAGGAGGUGCGCUCGUGGGGGCAGUCGUUUGACAAGCUAAUGUGUUGCCCAGCGGGGAGGAACUCCUUCAGACAGUUUCUUCGCACCGAGUUCAGCGAGGAGAACAUGCUCUUCUGGUUAGCCUGCGAGGACUUCAGCAAAGACACCAAUAAGACUACAGUAGAGGAGAGGGCUCGGGUCAUCUAUGAGGACUACAUCUCCAUUCUCUCACCUAAAGAGGUGAGCCUUGACUCCCGUGUGCGUGAGUCGAUCAACAGGAACAUGCAGGAGCCCAACUUGCACACUUUCGACGAUGCCCAGCUGCAGAUCUACACACUAAUGCAAAGAGACUCGUAUCCCCGCUACAUGAACUCCGCAGACUACAAAAACCUGCUCAACACUCUGUCAGAGCAGUCCCCCGAAUCUUAGGGUGGUGAUGACCUGUGAUAUUUUAACUCUCUUUAUCCCCCCCCCCUUCCCCCCUCCUCCCUCCAAAUCCGUAUUCCCUUUUUUAAAUUUUCUUUAUAUGUUCAGUGUAGGAUUACAUGAACUGGGCCUCGGGCCUGGCCCCUCCCAGGGAUCUCAGCGCUAUUGUGAUCUGCACCUGACCGAAGACACUCAGGUCUCAAAAUCUCCCGAGGGCUCGACAUCACAAGUACUGCUACAGAUCAACAUAGCAAAACACUCCAAAGGAAUAUGAAUACAUUUUGUUUCUGUUUUCUUUCUUUUGAUAGAAAUAAUCUAUUUUAUUUGUGUUCAGAGUUUUUUAUGGUCCGUUGUUUUUUUGUAUGAUUGUUUGGGGGGAAAAUGAUUCCUACUGUAGACUAUAUAUAUUUAUGAGUUUGUAAAUAGUAAAAAUGGAAUUGUGGGUAUUUUAUGUAGAAACGCCUGGUUCUAUUUACUGCGUAUGAAAAUCAAAGCUCAAGUCAAAGGCUACGUGUUAGCUCUACUUGCAGGCAGCUUUGUGGGGUACUGUAUGAUUUACCUUGGUUUAACCCUGUUUUGUUACCUAAACCUCACACUUUGGUACUUGUGACAGCGACUUGGCAACUCCAGUUAGUGUAGAAACUGUGCAUGAUCGAAACGGAGAGUGACGAUAGCUAAUGUCACGGUGUGCAAUUUGUUUCCUCAAGAAACUCAAAUCAAUGGCCGACGGGAAUUUUAACUUUCUUUACUAAAUCUUUACCAGAGAAGAUUGCCUAUGAAAGACUGAGGUUUUUUUUUUUUACUAAUAUGUAACUAAAUGCACAGCUCAUAGGUUUAAUAUAGUUUUACCAGUGUGACAUAAGAACCCAAGUAAUUCUAUUUAUCAGAUAAAAUAUUUAUUUUUUAUUUUAUUUAUUGAUAUCUAUUGCCAAUAUAGAAAAAAAGUAUAUUUAAAUCCUAGUGGAGUCAACUUUACCUUUAGGUCAUUGUCAGAAAAUGUAGAAAUGUGGGUUUAUUUUAUGGGUCCGUAAUUUCUUAAUUAUUUGCGGGGAAAGUAAUUUGGUACUAAUUUGGGGGAAAAACAAUAGUUUUCUUGAAAAAAUUACCCAAUUUAAACCCAAGUUAAUAUAUAUUUAUUGUAUGUGCGUGAUUGGAAACUCAGACAAUAAUACAUUUUGGGAAUUUUGCUUGUUUUCUAGUGAGAAUUUGAUGGAAGGAUUCAUACCUCUCUCGUAUCUGUUGCUAAUUGUGAAGCUACAGCCAGUGGCUGGCUACCUUAUCUUACCACAAAAACUGGAAACAGGCUGAUUUUGUUAUUUUGGACAGAGCCAGGCUAGCUGUUUUCCCCUACCAGCACCACGAAAGCUCAAUAAUUAACAAUAAUGAUAUCUUGUGUGUUUUAUUCUAUCGAGCUGUUUCCCCCGUUUCUAGUCUUUAUGCUAAGCUAAGCUAAGCUAAGCUAAACAGCUGCUGGAUGUAGCCUGAUAUUUAUUGCACCGAUAUGAAAGUGGUAUUGCUUUUCUUAUCUAAGAAAAGUGAAUAAGUGUAUUUCCCCCAAAUAACUGCUUUAAUUCCACAUUUUUGUCAUCUUGUAUGUUUGUCCGGAGAUUAAUUUAACUUUUUUUUUUAAAUGUUUAACUGACAAUUGUUUGGAAUAAAUUAAUGGAAAGUGUAUUAACUUUCUCUAUCUUACCAGUAAUAAGUACUUAAACACAUCGUUAUUUUUAAAGAUAUUCUCAGAAUUUACAAGGAAAUUACUCAUAAAUUGAACCAUGGGUAAAAUAAAGUGUCACCGAAAUUUGUGAGAUUGGCAUUUUUUGACAGCAGGUGGAGUCCUCCGGAUAUCCUUCAAGAUUUUGACCUAAAGGGCCAGUGUGUAGGAUUAAACGUUGACACAUAUCCAAUGGGAAACAAUUUUAAACACAGCGCCUAUUCCAGUACAUAUUUAAAAUUUAAAGAAGUUUUCAAAGCAAAUUGUGCCUGCUGGCUCUCAAAAAACAGGUCAGAAUGUCAGUUAGUCAGCAACGUAUUUAAAAAGAGGCGUUGAGUUCAAGCAUUAGAAAAAAAAGACAGAAAAGAAAUCUAAAGAAAAGAAAAUGUGAACUUGUUGAAUUAUUGACUCUGUUACUGUGAACUUAGGUUAAAAUUAAAAACUGUGAAUGAUGAGUGUAAAUUCAUUCAUUUAAAUUUCUGUGAACUGAACUCUGAGGCUGGAUCUGUUGGUAGAAAAUGAAAUAUAAUAUGUAAACAUGUCUUCAUUAGUUUAACCUCACUUGAAAGUUAGA